This is a messenger RNA of Lineus longissimus, 7527 nucleotides long. RefSeq lists its product as uncharacterized. Bases 395 to 1270 code for a protein of 291 amino acids. NCBI's taxonomy places the organism in Eukaryota, Metazoa, Nemertea, Pilidiophora, Heteronemertea, Lineidae. The transcript is spliced from 4 exons. The record is from RefSeq and is a predicted model, not a curated record.
ACUGGACCACCAGUGAUUACGAACGACGUACCGCUUUAACAGCGUCAACCAUCGUUCGCUGACGUCCAGGGCCUGAUUGUUCUAAACAAGUUUUAUCACUUACGCUGGUGUUAACUUAUUGGCGUUAAGUCUAAGAGGUGAACUGAAGGAGAUAACGCUAAGUUAAAUCAACGCCAGCGUUAGUGACAAAAGUUCUUUUGAACUGCCGGCCCAUGGGCCUUACCGUAUAUCAUGUAUGACAGGGGCAUUUCACCAUUAGAUUCUCAACUGUGACGCCUUUCAUCAAUAACAAUGUUGUGUUAAAAAGACGUUGGUGAUUCAGUUUAUAUCUGUUCUGUGACCAGUUUUGCGCAGUACAGUUAAAGGAAAAGAACGACUGUUCCGACUUGAAGCUAUGGCCGGAUAUUUCACACGAAACACACUGAUUUUGGUCGCCAUUCUGGUGGCUGGGUUGCCAAGUGUGGCGCCGUACGACUACAACACUUGUAGUGGUGGAUUUUUCCCCGAGACCUGCCGUGUCCGACUUUCAUCUCACUGCUGCAAGUCCGGCUUUUUCCUGAGCGCCACCUGUUGUCGCAAUUCCUGCAGCUACCCUGGCUUCUUUUGGUCGACUACUACGAGCUGCGUUUUUAUAACCAACUCAAUGUGCUGCAGUACGUCAUCCGGAUCUGAAUCCUGUUGCAACGCGGCGAGCUAUUCGAGGACAUCGUCUAGCAGUGUAAAUAGAUACUUCACGAGGAGAACCUCCACCUUCGCGACGUGCUAUGGAGGUAUAUACAGCACCGAUUACUGCACUAACAGUCUUUCAACCGCGUGUUGUUUCAGUGGGUAUGGUGUUAGCGCCUCCUGCUGCAGACCUUCAACUUGCCUUGGGAGAAAUUGGCGUGGCAUCCUAUCCACCUGCUCCGGUAGUUCAACCUAUUGCUGCUCCUCGUCUCAAUCAUGCUGUGAUUCGUCUGGUUACGACUACGAGCAAAGACAGAAGAGUUAUGAAGCAGGGGCCGUCGCCGGUGGAGUGAUUGGUGGCAUUAUCUUGCUCGCCAUCAUCAUCGUAGUACCGGUCUCCGUGGUGUGCUGUUGCAGGGCGAACGGGGCACGUGGGGCAAUCCACGCUGACCAAAACGCCAACGCCACUGUCGUUGCUGUUACUUCGACCAGCAAUCAGAUCCAACCUAACCAACCUUACCAAGCGAACCAACCACCACCAUCUGCGAACUACCAGCCACCACCUUACGGAUACAACCAACCACCGGCUUCUUAUCACCAGUAGUUGGCCCAAGCAACUUCGGCACGGCAACCGGGACCAUCGCAGGAAUAAGACACCGACCAUCUAGGCUACUGCAACAAAUGCGUCAGCAGACCCCUUUACCGCCCCAUGAAGUUUAACUAGCAGUUGAAGAGAACAUCAUCAUAUCUUACACCACCUGGACCGCUCUCUGAUAAAUCCGUAGACGUAGUUUCCGCCUCAGUCACGAAUUCUUCGUGCAUGUAAUCGGUUCGAUUACAAUGAAUUCGUAAUAAUCUAGGGAGAGUUUAGGUGCUCAAAUUUAGUUUCCCGAAGUUGCCAAUAGGGGCCCCCAUCUCACUUUAUCAAAACUGUCAACGCUUGUACAGCACCUUGUAUAGCCCCCCCCCCCUUGAUUUUCGAUGGGACCAAUUUCUGUUUCGGUCCGACCCCGUAGGCUAUUUCGAUACAUUUGGUGCCUUAUUCGACGAAAAGAAAACGAAGUCUGGAUUAACGAGACCAGCGAUGUUGUUGGUAAUUUACUCCAACCUCUACAUCCGGGGUCUACUUGAUUAGCAAUUCAAAAUGGCUGCACCAUAGACCCUUGACACACCCCUAUGUCACAUGCCGCGUCACCGCCAGAAUCUAGGGGUGACUAUGACAAAAACAUUUUUGCGGCCCACCAAAUAAGUUUUAAAGGGCCAACUUGGGCAUAAGAUAUGUUGUUUUUUUGUACAAAAACGGCUUCCAGCAGGACCGCAACUUCUCCAAACAACUGAAUGAAAACUCUUUGAAUUGCAAUAUACAAUGCACUAGAACGGGUUGUAACCUUAGGUCUGCCUGAAAUUCGCAAGCCAUGCCCAAAACUGCCUUCCAACACUGGUGAAAAUCGUUAUCAGAAAACGGCAUCAGUGUAAUACUACAAGUGUCGGCGCAUGGUGUCAAGUCGGCACAUUAUUCUCCUGGCCAGGUAAAUCACACGCCCAAGUUGUCCCUUUAAAUUGAGAACACGUCAUGGUAGACAUUAAGGAAGAGACUUGACACUGGAUAUAGAGGUUGUAUUUACCCUAACCUGUACAAACUCCCAGUAGGGCCGCCUUUUAGGCUACUAUUGAGAUGCCAAGGCGACGAUUCGGGUCCUUGUCAGGCCAACAAGGUCUCAGAAAGUUUAUAUCAUAAAUCAUAACUGGUGUAGAUGUUUAGAUCAGCAACAGUCAUAUAGAUGGCUGAGAAGUGUUCAAGUACUGUAAAUUUUGUGUUCAAAAUUUAUAUGUAAUGUAUAAAAUAUAUGUAAAUGUAGAUGUUAGAAAAUUUCCGUUCAUACAUGCCAUGUAGGUCAACUACAAUUCUCAUUCUACCAAAGUCAAGGUCAGGGAGGCGGUUGUUCAGCACAUGACGCCACGAGAGCCUGCUGACUGGGGCCAAAAAGAGGAAGCUAAGGUGGUUUGGCCGCGUGGUGUACCGCUUUAACAGCGUCAACCAUCGUUCGCUGACGUCCAGGGCCUGAUUGUUCUAAACAAAUUUUUUAACUGCCGGCCCUGCAUGGUUUAACGCCAUCGAAGCAAAGUCAAGUGGUCACCAUUUCAUUAAACGAAAAAAGCAGGCCAUUUUACAGAUUUUAUGAAAAUAGCAUUCCGCGAAGUUACUAUUUAUAGCUCACAAGGUCAUUUGCAUAAGAUAUUGAUGACGUUUAGUCACGUGACAGUCGGACAUCGACACUUAUUUCUACGCAUUUGAGCUUAUUUCAAAGUCAAUUAUCUUUGACCCUGCAUUGUUUUUAGCAUGAAUGAUACCAUAGAGUCAGAGAGAGAAAUGUUCAGAACAAGCCUAUCGGCGUCUGAUUCACAAUGUGGUUUGUGAGGAGUGUCAUAGUCGUCAACAGUGUAGCUUACGUAUUUCGAAGACCAGUGGAAUUGGCGGCGUCAAAUUAUUAGUGAAAUUUAUAAUUUACAAAUUACAAAUUACAAAUCGUUUAUUGAAACCGUGUAAAAAGUUACAUUUUACAUAAGAUGAAAGUACAAUGACCAUAAGCAUGAUGAACUAAAUAACUGGUGUGACAUUGUUGUGGAUUUGGUGGUGUGCAGCUGGAGGAGUGGACAAUGUCACAACCAGGGUUCCUACAUUAUAUACAGUGGAACCUCCGUUAGUAGACACCUCUCUAUUAAAGACAACCUUUCCAAUAAGGACACUAGUUUUGGUUCCAAAUUGGUUGUUUCCAUUCAAUUUUGACUUCUCUAAUCAGUCUUUGGGUGUUCCGAAUGCUUGACACAUUUCGAACAUGUUUUGGUUGGAAACAACCCUACAGUCUUACACUUAUGGCUGAAUGAAUGACAGUGCAUUUUCGUGAAAGCUCGGUGACGAAAUGCUGCGACACUAUUCGUCACCAACAUGUUUGAUGGGUGGUGCCAUCUGCACAAAGGACGAUGAAUUAAAUAACUGAUGUGACAUUGUCGCUGCAUUUGCAGGUGUCCACAUCGAGGAGUAGAUGAUGUCACUACAUGUACCAGGGUUUGUACUUUCAUAUACAGUGGACCUACUUUUUGUGGACACCUUUCUAUUGAGGACAACCUCUUUAAUAAGGACAGUAGUUUUUGGUUCCAAAUUGGUUGUUUCCAUUCAACUCGACUUCUCAGUUUAGGACACCUCUCUGUUAAAACAGCACUUUUCAGUCCCUGGGGCAUUUCUGGAAAUUUCAUGCUAUGGAGCAAUUGGUUCAGCUAAGUGACAAGAACAGUACUAUAAGACGGUUUUAAAAAGUUGAAAAUUAUUUAUUUAAAUGACAUAUGAAUGGUUCAGCAGUAAUUGGCAGUGUGCAUUAUGUAAUGAAAUAUGAUUUACAUAAUAUAACAUUUUUGUGACAAAUAGUACAGAUGAUGGAUAAAUCGAUACAGUGGAUAGCUGUUAGAAUAUGCAAUACAUGCAAUAGCAUUUGUUUUUAUUGAGAUUUUGCGAGAACCAAGUGGUAUUUUGACAAGAUAAUAGAAAGCCAAUAACACUACAAGAACAUGACUUCAAUACAUUGACAUCGUAGUACUUGGUAUACUAAAAAUAUUCAAAGAUGGGUAUCUUGAGUUAAAGUACAAGAUGUAUGAAUGAAGGAGGCACUCUGGUAAGAAAUGGUGUCGCUAAUGAAAGAUUAGAACAGUCCGUCUCAACCUGCCAAGCUCAGAGCGACAUGCGCCUGGUUUUGCUGUGACGGGUCACAUAUACAAAGUUUACAUAAAACAAGAUUUGUAUGUUUAUUUAGGAGGAGUACAAAAGUUGUAUAUAAAAUGCCGACUUCAUUAUGAUUUAUAGGACACAAAAUUUGACAUGACAGCAUUUUAUAAAAUAUGAAUAAUCUAUAAUGAGAAUAGUUUUGUAGCACCAAUGAUUUGAAAAUACUGAAUUUAUUUAUUGCAUGAAUAGAACACAAAAAACAGGAUGAUUACAUGAUUGUCACAUGCGUGAAAUAUAUUGUCAUGGAUGGGCAUUGGGAACAAAAAGAAUUGCGGUUAUCAGCUGCAUUGGUAGCGAUUGCUUUAGCUGAUUUUCAGAAACUGACAGGAAUGAGAAUGUUGAUAUAGUGUUGAAAAAAUAUUUUUAUAACAUACAUUGCAUUCAAAUAACACUAAGAAGUAGACGAGUACUAAUUUCGCACACUUGAAAAUAUUUGGACAUUGACUGUCACAGGUAGUGGUAGUAGAGUAAUUACAUGCCAUCAGCAGCACUAAUUCAGACAGUUUUCGCUGUGCUUCAGUAACUGACUGGAAUGACUAAGUUUGAUUGUGCUGAAAUGAUACAUAAUAACGUACAUUGCAUAAACAAAAUGAUUACAAGAUUUGUACUGUCUUGAAAUAUAUGGACAGGGACAGUCACUGGAAGUUUGACAUGCCAUCAGUUGCACUGCUCCCGACAGUUUUCACUGUGCUUCAGUAACUGACUGGAAUGACUAAGUUUGAUUGUUCUGUAUUUGCCUCCAUUUGGAUUUUGUGAACAAAAGUUACUAACCUUGUGUAAUUGAAGUGUCGAAUUCGCCUUGGUCGAAAUGAUAAUACAGUAAAUAAAUCUAUUGAAUGUUGCUGAAAAGAAAACACUUACUAUGUUAGAAGCCAUGUACACCCUUGUCGGAAAGUUUAUGGACACCAGUUUUUGCACAUUUUCUCAAAAACGGCUAAUCCUAUUGAACCCAAAUAUUCACCAAUGGUGGAGAAUCUUCCUGGCUAUCGAAUGACGUGAUAGUUGAUAUCAGGACCAAUUGCAUAACAAAGUUAUUACAUAAUUUUGAGAGGCAUCUAUUUUUCACUUUUUGGUUGAUUUUUUUAAAAUCGAAGUAUAAAUCUUGCAUCAUACAGAUAACAAUGCUAAGACUUUCUGUGAAGAAAGUAUUUGAAAAUAUCAUUUACUUUUCAUGAUAUAUCAAAAUAUCAAAAUUUUGAGAUUCUGAAAAUUUUGAGAUUUUUCUGAUUUUUCGAUAUAUCCUAGUAGUACCCAUGUCCCCUGAAUGAAUGGUGAUUUUUUUCUGAUUUUCAACUAAAGGAACAUCUUGAAAUUAUAAUAUGAAAAUUUUCAUACUACCAAGUAUCCACCUUUUCUCAGCAAUAUUAGUUGCUAGCUGUGCUAAAUUGGUGCCAAUCAUUAUUUGGGUAUGACUUCUCAAUGAUACAGUUGCAAAAAACCCAAAAAUAUCAAAUUAUCAAAAUAUCAAAAUUUUGAUAUUUCGAUAUAUCUCAAAACCGAAAUGAGAUUUAUCCAAAUUUUUUUCACAGAAAGUCUUAGCUAUGUGCAAUAUAUACUGUAGGUUAAUUUGGUUUUGAAAAAUUGAUUAACAAAAAAGUAAAAAAAAGAUCCCUCUCAAAAUUAUGUAAUAACUUUGUUAUGCAAUUGGUCCUGAUAUCAACUAUCACGUCAUUCGAUAGCCAAGAAGAUUCUCCACCAUUGGUGAAAAUUUGGGUUCAAUAGGAUUAGCCGUUUUUGAGAAAAUGUGCAAAAACUGGUGUCCAUAAACUUUCCGACAAGGGUGUACAUGAUAACACCACCACCACCAUUAUCAAUAUCAUCACAAGUCAACUGGGGAAUAUGUGUGAUAUUUGUUCAAAACUUGCGUAUAUGGUAUUUGCAGGUCUAUUGUAUUGUUACAUAUUUUUCACUUUCAAAAUUAACUUUUUUACUAGAAAUUAUGAAUCAAUACUAACCGUAAGAAGCGUAUGAAAUUACAGAAGGCCUUCGUCGAAAAAUGUAAUGUACUUGUACUCAUUCGUGUCAUUAAACCUGAAAGCAGCACAGCAUAACAGUGAAAUUACCGUGACAUCAAUGGAUGUCAAACUAACAUAGUGACGUAAAUUUGAAUUCGAAGUGCACAAAUUCACAAUUAAGGUUUCGAACACAUUGAGAACUGAAAAACUUCAUACAAAUGCUUUCACACCAAUGAUAUGAUUGUGGCGCUCCUGAUGAGGUAUCGCCCUCUGCUAAGCAGCUUUGGUCGUAACUAGGGUAAAUGUUUUUUUCAAGUGAUAUGAGCGAUGCAAUACCUUAGUUUCCACCAGCGCCACGUAGCAGUCAAUGAAGUUGUGCUGGUACUCCAUUAACGUCAUGCUUCAAAUUUGAAGAAAUUAAUAUUACCUUCAUCAAGUACGUAAUAAUAUUACACCAGGCCUUUGUCGAAAAUGUAGAUCUCGAAGUCUAACUGUAAUGAAAGAAAACAUCAAUGUGACAAUAUGGUUUACUAUGUAUGAGGGGGAGAACGGGUAUUUUCGGGACACUGGGAUGGGCCGAAAAUAACUGUCGGGAUUCGGGAUAGACACCCUUAUUUUAGCGGGAUUCGAGACAAGCCGUGUUUUGCGUCACGAUUCGGCUAAAAUUGCGUAUUGGGAAACGGGAUAAGCCUUUUUUCCUAACGGGACGUCGAGACAGUUACCCCCCCCUUCCCCGUUCCCACCCUCAUGACAUGUAGCAUUGUUUGUAGGCCUAUUGUUACUCACAAUCUAUUUUUUUGUAAUUGAUACUGGUAGUAUCAAUGUGAAAUAUGCCACACGUUGGGAGCAUGCAAGGCCUAGUACAAUACACCAUCAUCACAAUCAAAUAUUUCAAUAAUACACUGUCAACGAGAAUGAAUGUUCAACCAUCAAUCACGUGCAUUGUAGUAGUGUACAUCCCCCAUCCCAUGACGGCUUGCGCCCCGCUGACACGACGAGCAUAUGGCUGAGCCAAUCCAUCGCCUAUACACUACUUUACAAAAAUCGACACCUACUGAAACUUUCACUAAUUAUUCUCGGAAAUGUACUUUAUCGUUACAUCAAUAAAUGCACAUUCGAAUUUCAAAA